UUUAGAAUCAGAGAAUAAGAGCUGUGUAUAUCACAUGUGGAUAGCCUGCUACGAACACAACGUUUAGCUUGAUUUUCAGACAACAAAUAAAGAAAUAAAGAAAUCCAGGAGGAGUAUGGCUUCCAGCUGCCGGAGACCCGAACACACAGCUCCACCAGAAGUGUUCUACAGUGAAGAAGAAGCAAGGAAGUACUCCCAGAACUCUCGGAUGAUUGAGAUCCAGACUCAGAUGUCAGAGAGAGCAGUGGAGCUUUUAAGCCUGCCAGAGGGACAAGCCUGCUUCCUCUUAGACGUUGGGUGUGGAUCUGGUCUCAGUGGAGAUUACCUCACAGAGGAGGGACACCACUGGGUCGGAGUCGACAUCAGCACUGCCAUGCUCGAUGUUGCUCUGGACAGGGAGGUAGAAGGAGACCUCCUGCUGGGGGACAUGGGUCAGGGGAUGCCUUUCCGACCGGGCACCUUCGACGGCUGCAUCAGUAUCUCUGCUCUGCAGUGGCUCUGUAACGCUGACAAACGGUCACACAGUCCACCAAAGAGACUCUACACUUUCUUCAGUACUCUCUACUCAUCUUUGGCCAGAGGCUCUCGUGCAGUUUUUCAACUUUAUCCUGAAAACUCAGAACAGCUUCAGCUCAUUACCUCGCAGGCCAUGAGGGCAGGGUUCACCGGAGGCAUGGUGGUGGAUUACCCCAACAGCAGCAAGGCUAAAAAGUUCUUCUUGUGUCUGUUCGCCGGUGGGACAGGGGUGCUUCCCAAAGGUUUGGGGUCAGAAACUUCAGACAGGACUGUUGGCAACCAGGUUCAAUACUCAGGACAACGAUGUCGGUUUAACAACAUGAAAGGAAAAUCAGCAAAGAAGGGGCGAGACUGGAUAAUGGAGAAAAAGGAGAGAAGACGACGUCAAGGAAAGGAGGUUCGACCCGACACAAAAUACACUGGACGUCAGCGGAGACCUCACUUCUAGCUGUGACUCAUGCAGCUGCGCCUUCAUUAGUGCCCGGCUGAACCGCACUCGUGUGCGCGCACAUAAACACACGCGGUCACCCCUGGAGCUGCGUCGUGAUUGGACUUUUCAUGUCUUUAAUUCAAGUGGAAGAGAGGCAAGCGAGGAAUUACAGCAAAUCGCUUUUUAUAUUUGGUCAAGUGCUCGGAUGUUGGUUUGUAACAAGCUGUGAGGAGCUGGGGUUUUGAGUUUGAGGUGAAGUACACGACUGAAUAUGUGCUGCAACAAAAAAAAAGACAGCAGAGGAAAUGUUAUACGAAUAAAACAACUUUUAAAGGA
Molecule: messenger RNA, 1282 nt
Organism: Fundulus heteroclitus (mummichog)
Lineage: Eukaryota; Metazoa; Chordata; Actinopteri; Cyprinodontiformes; Fundulidae
Gene: bud23
Product: BUD23 rRNA methyltransferase and ribosome maturation factor
Exons: 12
Coding region: 116-964 (282 amino acids)
Biological process (GO): rRNA (guanine-N7)-methylation
Cellular component (GO): nucleolus
Molecular function (GO): rRNA (guanine) methyltransferase activity
Source: RefSeq, a predicted model, not a curated record